Corapipo altera (White-ruffed manakin) is the source of this 1147-nucleotide messenger RNA. RefSeq lists its product as uncharacterized. NCBI's taxonomy places the organism in Eukaryota, Metazoa, Chordata, Aves, Passeriformes, Pipridae. Bases 1 to 828 code for a protein of 275 amino acids. The record is from RefSeq and is a predicted model, not a curated record. The transcript has 4 exons.
AUGCACCAAUUAAGCUGGUUUUUUUGCACCUGGCAAGAGCCGGAGAAAUCCAUUCCGGGGCUCUUUGGGAUCGAUAAGCAGUUAAGGGAGCGGCGGGAAGAUGACAUUGCCUGUCUUUGUGCGCACACACCGCAGAGGGGCCGGGCUCUUAAAGGGCAGCGCUCGGGCUCGGAGCCAUGGGCUUUAGAAUGUGGUGGUUCCUGCUGGAAUUUUGGACACUUGGUGAGUGACCAUGUGAAAAAAAUAGCUCACAAUCACUUUGGAAGGACAGAAGGAUGUGAGGCUCACCAGAGCUGUUAUUUCCAGUGGCUGAUCUGCUUGGCCUUGUUUAAUCCAUCGUCCUUGAGCCAAUCUGCUGAAGUGGCACUGAGUGCACCCCGAUGCAAAGCACAGCCUCACAAAGCUGGGGCUGGACGAGGCAUCUGGUGCACCAAGGCACCACCACCUUCUGCCUCAAGGUUUUCCAGCAGAAAAAACAAAUCCCUGAGCUUGAAAGCAUUGCAUGCACACGUGAGCUGGGGGAGGGAUGGUAGCUUUCUCCCUGCCCUUGGCCGCACCAUCAAAGUGCUGUGGGCACUGAAAAGCCUGGGCAGGGGUCUUGCUGAGCUCUGCAGCUGUGCAGGAAUUGCUCUCCAAAUUCGAGAUGUUCUCUGUAUUUAUUUUUCCGUCUGGGUCCGUUUGCUGACAGCCAACAACCCGUGGCUUUGGGCAGCCAGUGCCUGCGCUACAUAUUUUUGUUCAUCCGUCCCUCCCUGCCAAGAGCUGGAGUCAGACAACUGGCUCCGGCUGGUGCCAGCUCUGGUUGCUCACACAGGGAUUAGCACGUAAACUGCUUUGGUCCCCCUGUGGAGGCCGAGUGUGGCCUUCUCUCUUACCCUCCCGCUGCAGUUGCCUCUGUGAAAGAUGUCUCUGACUUUGCUCUUGACUUUCUGCAAGAGGUUGUUGUAAGAAAAGGAUUUUUCCUGGUUUUUUCGGGUGUCUCUGCACCCUGGGUGAAGGUGGGAGAGCAUGAGUGCCUCGUGGUCCACCAUGUCUCAGGCUGCUCCUGUGCUUGACCCUUGGGCUGGACACCAAGAGGGAUUAAGGGGAGGUGUUGGACCUGGGGAUCUCCAGGAAACCGAGAAGUAAUCUCCUAGUGCUGGGAGAC